Antrostomus carolinensis (chuck-will's-widow) is the source of this 717-nucleotide messenger RNA. RefSeq names its product probable ATP-dependent RNA helicase DHX58. Gene Ontology annotation, cellular component: cytoplasm. The transcript has 5 exons. Gene Ontology annotation, biological process: cytoplasmic pattern recognition receptor signaling pathway; negative regulation of RIG-I signaling pathway; antiviral innate immune response. Gene Ontology annotation, molecular function: double-stranded RNA binding; single-stranded RNA binding; zinc ion binding. The record is from RefSeq and is a predicted model, not a curated record. The coding region runs from base 61 to 717 and encodes 218 amino acids. Lineage: Eukaryota; Metazoa; Chordata; Aves; Caprimulgiformes; Caprimulgidae.
AGCGUGGCCGAAGAGGGCCUGGACAUCCCUGAGUGCAACAUCGUGGUCCGCUACGGGCUGAUGACCAACGAGAUUGCCAUGGUGCAGGCCCGGGGCCGUGCUCGUGCCGAGAACAGCGUCUACUCCAUCCUCGCCAAGGCCAAUAGCAGGGAGGUCUUCCGCGAGCAGCUCAACGAGGACCUUGUGGAGCUCAUGGAGAGGGCGAUCAGAGCGGUGCAGGCCAUGCCGGAGCAGGAGUAUCGCCUCAAGAUCAUGGAGCUGCAGCAAGCGGCGGUUACCAGCUGGCUGAUGAAGGAGGCCAGGAUCAGCGAGAGGCGGCGGCUGCACGACCCGGACGCUGUUCACUUCUACUGCGUCAACUGCAACGUGGCGGUGUGCCGCGGCAGUGACAUCCGCACCGUGGAGGCCAUGCACCACGUGAACAUCAACCCCAACUUCGGGUUGUAUUACAGGGUCUUACCUGGGAAGGUUCAGCUCCAGCGGACUUUCAGGGACUGGGAGCCCGGCUGCCGCAUCGUGUGCAGCGAGUGCAGCCAGGACUGGGGAAUGGAGAUGAUCUACCGGCAGGUGAAGCUGCCCAUCCUCUGCAUCAAAAACUUCGUGGUGGAGACACCGGCUGAGAAGAGGAAGUACAAGAAGUGGAGUGCCGUGACGUUCCCUGUCGAGGAGUUUGACUACGUGGAGUACUGCACCAGCAUCCACGGCCAGUCCUUCUAG